GUUCGUAUUCGUCAGCUGUUUGCGCUUUAUUUCACUUUUCGUAGCAUUUUAGCGAUUUUGUUUUGGGACGCGCACAUUAAAUAGAUAAAUCAAAAUGCCAAAAAUUCGUCGCAGUCGUAAACCGCCGCCAGAUGGCUGGGAACUUAUUGAACCAACGCUGGAAGAGUUGGAACAAAAAAUGCGCGAGGCCGAGACGGAACCGCACGAGGGCAAGCGCAUUACGGAAUCUCUGUGGCCCAUCUUCAAGAUUCAUCACCAGAAAACGCGCUACGUGUAUGACUUGUUCUAUCGACGCAAGGCCAUAAGUCGCGAGCUAUACGACUACUGCCUGAAGGAGAAGAUUGCCGACAGUAAUUUGAUAGCCAAGUGGAAGAAGUCUGGCUAUGAGAAUCUUUGCUGUCUGCGUUGCAUUCAAACGCGCGACACGAAUUUCGGCACCAAUUGCAUUUGUCGUGUGCCAAAAUCUAAACUAGAGGAGGGUCGCAUUGUGGAAUGCGUUCAUUGCGGUUGUCGCGGUUGCUCGGGCUAAUCUGCUCACGGAUUACUAGGAAAGCUAGCAUAGCUUAUAGGCUUGUAUCAUGUUCGCUUAGCACUGAUCUGAACCAUUUGACAAUGCAUAAGGUGGAACUAUUUUUCCAUGUAUAUACUACAAUGUUAGUCUUAAAUAUCGCCAUGCGGCAGAAUUAUAUGGUACACUGGAAAUUG
This is a messenger RNA of Drosophila grimshawi, 705 nucleotides long. RefSeq names its product protein BUD31 homolog (gene l(1)10Bb). The record is from RefSeq and is a predicted model, not a curated record. Gene Ontology annotation, cellular component: nucleus; spliceosomal complex. Lineage: Eukaryota; Metazoa; Arthropoda; Insecta; Diptera; Drosophilidae. Bases 95 to 529 code for a protein of 144 amino acids. The transcript is spliced from 2 exons. Gene Ontology annotation, biological process: mRNA splicing, via spliceosome.